UCUCUCUUGUCGUUCAUAUACUCCUUAUUUCCCUGUAGUGUCUCUUUCAAGAAUCCUGGGAGGUGAUGGACACUGCAACAUCACAGUGCACAUGGGUCCAGUCAGAUGUCCAACCCAGACCUCAUUAUCCUAAGUCCUAAUUCCAGUGUGAUUAAGAUCAGGCCAUUAAAGUGCAUAUGACAAGUUUUUUUUUUUUCGAUGAAUUUUCUUAGUUUAUAGUCUUUGGUUCACGCCUGAAAUAUUUAGAUUUGUUCUGUAAAGAAAUUUAAUAUACUUUUUUCGCUUCAAAACUGCGCUAGUUUCGGCCAUUAUCUUACCGGAGCCUGGUAAUGAAUAUUUGUAAGUUAAUUUAUGCGUGAUGUCAUAUGGUGUACCUAUCCUAAGAAUACUAAAACGAAUCGAACAUGUCCAGAGAAAACCUCCAGAGUUUUAGUGAUUCAGACGAAUCCUGUAAUGAAUCCGACCACUCAGAAUCUUCAAGCUCAUCAUCUCGUGCAGAAUUAGGCAAUUCCGAAGAAGAAAAUAUGGUAGAGGAGCCAUAUCAAGACGAACCGCUAGCCAGCGAUAGCGAUCAAGAUCUAGAAGACGGAGACGAAGAAACAGACGUCGAUGGCCUUCGACCAUCUACUUUAGAGGCUCGAUUUGAAGGCCAGAUUAACGUUAACGAAUGGUGCAAAUGUCAACACUGUCAUGGCGAAGCUUUGGAGGACGCAAUGGAGUUUCGUUGCUGUCAUGAAGUAAUAAAUGCCAUCGGUAAAUUAGUGUUUGAUGGUUCUAUAGAGAAUAUAAAGUGUAUAACACAACACGAAGAUUUCUCAGCCUUGAUCAACCCGACAGUACUGAUGCAAGUGGGGCCAUUAUUACGCUAUCGCCGACAAACCGGUUCUACGCAAAACGAGUGAGUACAGUAAAUUACGUAUGCUCCAAAUCUAUCGCAUAUAUCACAGGAUAAUAAUCUUAAAACGUGUUAUUAAAACAAAAGUUGCUUUCUUAAUCAGUUCAGCAGAAAAUAUAGUUGAAUGAUAAUAGCCCUUGACAGUUUUAGAACCCAUCUUGACGGGUAGGCAAAGCGGUCAGAAAUUACAGGUUUUGUAUGGGAA
Molecule: messenger RNA, 1100 nt
Organism: Stylophora pistillata
Lineage: Eukaryota; Metazoa; Cnidaria; Anthozoa; Scleractinia; Pocilloporidae
Source: RefSeq, a predicted model, not a curated record